UGGCUGCUUGACCAUUGAUAGCGGCUUGCUGUCAAAAUAGUGGAAUCAUUUUCGACGACGCGUCGUAUACUUUAUGUUGUAUUAAAACAAUCUGGAUGCAUGUUGUUAAUUUGCAGACCGAAUGAAUUACAUAGUUUAUACCGGUGUUAACUCGAAUAUUACCUUGCGGAGGUCAUUUACACCUUCGCAACAGGCUUCGUGUCGUGCCCAUUGAAUUCCAUUCGACACUGUUUACUUGUGAAAAUGAGUGAAGAAGGCAGUGAGGACUCACCACCAAGGCCUAAGCGCAAAAUCAAAAAAGUGAUGGUGCUUUCAUCAGACUCUAGUUCGGAUAGCGAUGAAAGCGUCGCAGGAGCGGGAUCACGUAGGAAGAGAUUGAGGGUGCUGAGUGAUGAGGGUAGCGACAGCAGUGGUAGUUCGGUGGUGUGCGCGGGAGCUCGUCGAAAACGCACUCUACCUAAGCUGCGGGAUUCUGAGGGCGACAGCGACACGUCAGGCUGGGCCACGGAUCAUUCAGACGCUCCCAAACCGACGACGGCAGUGAAACCUACUUCUGGCUUUGCAUCAGAUAGUUCUGAAGGCAAUUCUGACAAAUGCUCAAUUUGCCUAAUGCGUUUCACCCACCAAGAAGUAGGGACACCACAAAACUGUGAACAUAUAUUCUGUCUAGACUGUAUCACAGAGUGGUCAAGAAAUGUCAACACCUGUCCUGUGGAUAGAAUGAAUUUUGAUUUCAUAGUAGUGAGAGCCUGUGCUGGUGGUCGUGUACUACGUACUGAGCCAGUGAAAGUGGUGGAGCGCAGGCCUUCUGUUGAUCUACUUGUCAUUGAAGAUCCCACUAUUUGCGAGGUGUGUGGCCGCACAGACAAUGAGGAGACUAUGCUCCUGUGUGAUGGCUGUGACCUCGGGUAUCACAUGCAGUGUCUCACUCCCCCACUGUCUGAGGUGCCUGCAGAGCAGUGGCUUUGUCCCAAUUGUGACAAUCUAUUAACAGAUGUGGACUAUAUAUUCUCUAGCAUCACAGAUGUUGAUGUGCCAUCUAGAUCUAGUGCACUUGCCAGGGAGGGAAGAAUUGUUAGAUCAUCAAGAAGUCAUAGGAGUACAGAUGAACCUUCCACAUCUGGGUCCAGUGGUAGUCAAUUGAAUUUUGAUGACAUACCAACAACAUCUAGAGGCAGAUCUUCUCGAUCAGCCAAUAGUACUACCUCAAGAACGUCUACAGCUAGACACAAAACUACGGCUCAUACAAAUCGUAGAAGACCAAAGAAAAGACGAACUAAAACUGUCAUUAUUGAGUAUGAAGUUCAAGAAAAUGGAAAAUUUCCAGUAACUAAACGAGUUAAAAGGAAACUGAAGAAACGAAAGUCAAAGAGACGUCAGCCGCGCACGGCAGCCCGGCGGUCGCACGUCCUCGCCAGCGUGCGCGCCAAGCUGGCCAGCGUCGGCGCGGCGCGAGCCGGUACAGGGCCGGCGCGGGCCGGUACAGGGCCGGCGCGGGCCGCCCUUGGCGGCGCCGGCGAUCUCGAGCUGUCCACACGGCGCCAGCGCGCCGGGAUCCCGUCGCUGAGUUUGUUUGGCAACCCUCAUGAAAUCGAAUAUUUCUCCGAGGAGGACGAAGGCGUCUCUGAAAGCGCCAGCACGGCGGUGGCGGCUCGACCGACGUCCAACAUUCUUAGUGCAUACAGACAGGCUCGAAGAAAGAUGAUCUCUAUUCCGUCUCCUCCACACGCAUCAUCGGCUCCUGACGUUCUUUCUUCUAUCCUCGAAAGUCAAACUUUACUUCAUUCAAAAAAAUCUGUGGUAUCAAUUUCUGUAGACGGGAGUGUAAAUAUAAAACUAGAAACCAGAGAAAAGUUACCUAAAAAAAUGACAGACGAACCAAAAGAGAAUAAAAAGAUUGAUAUCACGCGAGGAGAGGACGCUGCCAAGAAAGUACCUUCGUACCCUGGACAAUCCCGCGGAGGCCGAGGCUGGGGCGGCGGAUACACCGGGAACUACCACCGCGAGCAAGGCUCCAGCAACCUGAACAACAGAGGUGGCAACUACGAUAAUAACUACAACUCCGGAGGUUACCAGAAUCGGCAGGGGAACGCGUUUAGCCAUAACAACAACGGACGGCGUGACGACCAGGACGCCUACAACAAUUACUCGAGGAGAGUGCAUCAGUACCCACAGGGCGACGAAUCGCAGUUUGAUCGAAACAGGAGACAACCACCCGAACAAAACAGAGGCCAGAACAAUCAACAGCGCCACAAUGAUCAAAACCGAUACAGCUUAGCACCGUCGUGGCAACCCUAUGUGCCACCACCCGUCGGGCCUAGGAACGAUCCUCCUAUUCAACAUAGGCACUCAUUCGGAGGUUUUGAAAAUCCCCUCGAUAUGAGAAUGGGUCCAAUUAGGCGACAGAACUCAGCUAAUAAUAACUCUGUAACACUCAACGAAUCACAAAGCGUGCAACAGCCGGCCAGUAAGCCACAAGCACAGCCGUACCGGCCUCUACCCGAGCCACCGGUGUUUAACUUCAAUAAAACUCCAGACCUCGAUAAAUCUGAGGAUGAAAAGAGUGAUUCUAGUUUAGUUAUAGAUACGGAAAAGUACGACCCCACGGAACCGACUAACGACGAUGACAGUGGGGACGACGACACUACCACCCUGGCGGCCAUCGAGCCGCAGCCCAGCGCUGCGCCCCCAGCGCCCCCAGCUUCCUCGCCGCCUUCGGUGGGCGCCAGUUCACUGGACGCCAGCUCACUGGGCGCCAGCUCACUGGGCGCCAGCUCACUGGACGCCGGCGUGCUGGACAGCGCGGUGCGGCAGGUGCUGCACGAGCACCGCGAGCUACUGGCGGCGCCCGCGCCCGCGCCGCCCAGCGCCAGCGACGACGACGACGAAGGCGACUGCCCUAACUUCUCCAUAUACUCCGCCACCAGCGUGCACAUCGCCAACAACACGGCCGAGCUGCCCAGCGAGCCGCCGCCGGCGCCCGCCUCGCUGCACGACAGCCUGGAGGACCUGGUGCAGGAGGACGACGAGGUGCCCGACCCCGCCGAGCCCGAGCCCCGGCCCCAGCGCGAGCCCUCCCCCCAACCCACUCGCACCGAGACUGUGACGACCCGUUAUACUACUGAUUCUAUUUCUAAGAAAAAAUCAGAAGAAGAAUUAAAAGAGAAAGUCUCGAAGCGUUGUCCGAUCACUACUAAUCCGCGCAAUCCCAUAAAGAUAAAGCUGAAUACGCCGUCGUUAAUUAAACGACAAGUCAGUCUUUACGAUGAAGAUUUAGAAGAUGAAGAAGAAGUGAUCGAAGAUAAUGAGGUCACGGAGACCACGGAGCCCGACGUGGAAGCUCGAGACAAGCGCUCCAGUACCGACCGCGACUCCCCGCUCUGUGACGAGGAACUCUCGUCCGUGCCCGCACACGAUCCUCAGUCGACCACUUCAGCCGAAGUCAACCACAGGUAUUCGGGUACAACACAAGUAGAGACUCAAAAGAGUUCUGCUGAAACAGAGGAGCAUGCUGGCCCUGAGUCGGAGGCAGAGCAUGCAGACGUCGCGCCAGGCCCGGCGGCCGCGCGGGACCAGGACAGCCCGCGCAGCUCGCCCGACCUCUCCACCGACACCGAGCUGCCGCUACUCGAGCGCUCGCCCAGGAAGGGCUCUGUCGACAGAACUGAUGAACUUAUUGAAAAAAUGACUGAAUCUAUUAGUGAAACGGAAGACGAACGCAGUUACACGCCGUGCCUCGACGAGAACAAGUCGAAAGAUACAUCUUUAGAGACCGAGAAAGAAAAAGGCAUAGAAGGACUAGACACCGAAAUGAUAUCUGAGGACGAGGGCAACGGCUUGUUUUCCGAUAACGAGCGCGCGCCGUCCGAGCAGUCGCGCGGGUCUCCAGCCAAGCUGCCCACCAACGAGAACGAGGAGGGAGAGAUCGUCGACAAGAAGAAGGAGGCGCGCGUCGAGGAUGGCAAGAAGAAGAAGAAGAAAGAAUCCAAGAAGGAGAGCAAAGACAAGGCUAAGACUAAAAGCAAAAAGGGAGAGGUCGCCUUUAAGAAACUUAGCAAGAGUGGCAAAGAGAGGAACUAUAGAGAUAAAGACAAAAAACGAGAAAGGCGAGACUCCAGCGACGGAGAGCGCGAGCGAGCCAAGCAGCGCCGCAAGGAGCGCAGGAAGGAUCUCGAGCGGUACGACGUCCGCACCGUCGUGUCUGACAAGCGGCGCCGGCCCAAGGACGCCUUCGGACGCGACGUAUCACCCCGCGCCCGUUCCCCCCGCCUGCCUCGUGCAUCCCGCUCUCCCCACGCGCCCCGUGCGUCCCGGUCGCCCCGGACGGGGCGCCUCUCUCGUUCACCCCGUGCAAGCCGUCUGUCUCGCUCUCCCCGCCUGUCCCGCUCCCCGCGCAUGUCCCGGUCCCCCCCGCGCCUGACACCAGUGCGGCGCGCCCGUUUGUCGGCAUCUCCGCGCUCAUCUCCCCGCGCCGCGUCCCCCGCGCGGGCGCCUCGUCGCCGCCGCCGCUCCACUGAGCGAGAGAAGCGAGUGGAAUCUCGCAAGCGACGCUCCGCUGAACGUUCGCGAAAACGACGUCGAUCAGGCUCUGGUUCUAAAAGUCCACGUUCCAAACCUACAAAAAGAAAAAAACGUAUUCGUUCCGAACGCUCGGUCUCUCGACGUCGCUCUCCACGAAGGCGCAGUCCGCGUCGUCGUCGCGCCCGCCGACGCAGCGCCAGUCGCUCACCGGAGCCGUCCCCAGCAGGCUCGGGGGGCGUAGCCCCGGCCGCAGGCUCAGGGGGCGCGGGGUCCGUAGACUCACAGCUGCUGUCCCCGCGCCCGGCCCCUCCAAGGAAGUGUUCACAUCGGGAGACAACAUUCUCGUCAGCGUCAGCUUCAAGGAGCAGGACCACGCCGGCGCCGGCGCCCGCGGCCCAGGCGCCUCCCGUGCGCAUCGUACUACCUUCACCUACGCGUUCACAGCCGCCUAAAUUGUUCCUGGCCAAGCCCUCCCCGAUCAAGUCGGAUCCUAUCAAACCUAUGCAAGCCACAAAGAUCCAGCGGCCGGCGGCGCUGGGCCCCAGCACGGCGGCCGUGGCGGCGCGGCGCCGGGACGGGCCGGAGUCGGACGGCGACGCGGACUCGCCCUACUCGCCGGGCUCCAGCGACUUCGGCGACCUCUUCGAGCCCCCGGCGGGCGCGCGCGGCGCCUUCGACGCGCUGCUGGACCGGCCGCGCCGCAAGCGGCCGCAGGGCGCCGCCAAGGUGCCGGUCAAGCUCAGCCGGAAGAAAGGCAAAACACAAGUGGGAGUCAAGAUCGACGAGGACAAUUUGAAGAUUCUCGACGAUCUCCCCAGCUCGGCCGUCGAGAUGCAAGUGAAGAGCAAAUUCCUGAAGAAGUUGAACCGCCAGGAGCGCGUGGUGGAGGAAGUGAAGUUGGUGCUGAAGCCGCACUACAACAAGAAACAUGUCACCAAGGACGAGUACAAGGACAUCCUGCGCCGCGCCGUGCCCAAGAUCUGCCACAACAAGACGGGAGAAAUCAAUCCAGCUAAAAUUCAAGCGCUCGUAGAGGCGUAUGUGAAAAAGUUCAGAAAAAAACAUAAACUGGGACUAGUUUAGUGACGCCAGUGGUGACUAGUGGUGACUGGUGGCUACUGGUGGUGACUGGUGGCUACUGGUGGCGACUGGUGGAUAGUUGUAUACAUAGUGUAGCAUAGAGAGAGGGGCGCGCAGGCCUGCCUGGCACUUCUAUCAGAAUAAUAUUGUAAUUAUAAUUUAUGUAAUGACGAUCUAUUUUACUUAAACUUUUAUUUAAAUAAAU
This is a messenger RNA of Spodoptera litura, 5806 nucleotides long. Lineage: Eukaryota; Metazoa; Arthropoda; Insecta; Lepidoptera; Noctuidae. The record is from RefSeq and is a predicted model, not a curated record.